Molecule: messenger RNA, 1217 nt
Organism: Juglans microcarpa x Juglans regia
Lineage: Eukaryota; Viridiplantae; Streptophyta; Magnoliopsida; Fagales; Juglandaceae
Product: protein trichome birefringence-like 8
Exons: 3
Coding region: 629-1084 (151 amino acids)
Cellular component (GO): Golgi apparatus
Molecular function (GO): O-acetyltransferase activity
Source: RefSeq, a predicted model, not a curated record
AAGUGUCAUAAUUAUAUUGAUUAACUUAAAAUAAAUUAUAAAAUAAUCGUGUAAAAGAGUUUUUAGGUAUCAUCGUCACCCUCAAUAUAAUUAGCUAGCGAGAAAAAACGCAACACGUCGUCACUCUGUAACCUCUUCAACCCCUUCUUCCUCUUCUUAUGGAUCUUGAAUGUCCCAGCUCUCAGCGGAAAUUACCCAUUGCACAAAAGCUCCAGCUUCUCCUCUUCCCCAAUAUCUUAAUCAAAAGAGAACUAAAAUUUGUACUCUUUUUUCUCAUUCUCCUAAUCUCUUCCGUCGUUAUUUCCAGUCUCGUAAUUAAGCCCUCUGGACCCUCAGUCCAUUCUUCGAUCGUAUCGGUUUCUGAUCGCAAUUUCUUCAGAACUGACAAAAUCCGUCUCUAGAAGCUUCUGAUUAUUCGAAGGGCGCGCAGGUGGGUUCGGGAUGAAAGCCACCCUCUUCAUUCUUAGUAUCUUACACUGAGAACUGCCCGUUUCUUGAUCCCGGCUUCGGGUGCAGUCAAAAUGGACGAAAAGAUGAAGAAUACCGAAAAUGGAGAUGGCAACAGGCGGGCUGUGAUCUUCCAAGAUUCAAUGCAAGCGAGCUCUUGGAAAGAAGCCGAAAUGGACGUAUGGUGUUUGCCGGUGAUUCUAUUGGAAGAAACCAGUGGGAGUCUUUGCUAUGCAUGCUUGCACAAGCAGUCUCCAACAAGUCCAGAAUAUAUGAAGUUAAUGGAAAUCCCAUAACCAAACAGAAGGGCUUCCUCUCCAUGCGGUUCCAUCAUUACAGCCUUGCCGUUGAAUAUAACAGGGCACCUUUUUCUGGUUACCACCUCGGAACUCCUCAAGUCAAGUUCGAAUCACCAUUUGGGUUGAUGAGUUGUACUGGUACUCAAAACGGUUGUUCUGGUUUUUCAUGCCGGGCAUUGGUGGAACGAAGAUUGAGAUCAUGGGCUGCUAUUUCCAGGAAGGAGGCAAAAAUAAAUAUGAUAAUGAGCAUGAUGGAAGCAUUCCGGAAGUCUCUACAAACAUGGAAGUCCUGGGCAUUACGAAAUCUUGAUCUAGAAAGGAGUCAAAUUCUUCCGUAGCCAUUCCCCUGUACAUUACAGGCAAGUCUCGUAAAGCAAAUAGAUGUAUAAUCCCAACUAGGGCACAUCUUCAUUCAUGGUAUCUGUAGGCAGCAGACUAUCUGUGUAGACUAAUUCAUCACCAGUUUCAAAC